UACUGUAUAGUAGCACGUGUCAAUUGAAAGAAAAAUGUCGGCUACAACCGUACUCUCACAGGCUACCAACGAUCCACUGUCAGUCUAUACGGCGUAUGUGAGGGGCCACAGACGCACACCAAGUGAUGUCCAGUUUAAGGAACUGACGAGGCGGGACAUCAUGAAGGCCAUGAACAAGGAGGUGGCGAAGCUUGUUAAUACUGCAUUACCAGGGCAACAGGAGGAGAUGCGUCGGGAGCUAGACGACUAUGAAGAACUAUUUAACCGCUAUCUUCAGGAGACUGGACCCUCCUUCAUGUGGGAUAGGAUUAAAUUGUUACCUGAUGAUGCUGUGAAGACGUAUGGUGAGCUACAGAUACCAGAUCCAGACAAGAUAAAGGAACUACUUAAUAAAUUAGUGGUAGUAAAACUUAAUGGAGGCCUUGGGACCAGCAUGGGUUGUACUGGCCCUAAGAGUGCCAUCAGUGUCCGAAACGAACUUACCUUCUUGGACUUGACUGUCCAGCAGAUUGAGUAUUUGAACAAGACGUAUGGCACAGAUGUUCCUUUGGUACUUAUGAACUCAUUCAACACUGAUGAAGACACUCAAAAAAUCCUCAAGAAGUAUGGCCAAGUCCGAGUCAACAUAUACACAUUCCACCAAAGCAGAUAUCCAAGAAUAAAUCGCGAGUCUUUGUCACCAAUACCCACAAACUGCAGCUACGACAAUGUUGAAGGAUGGUAUCCUCCUGGUCACGGAGAUGUAUACAAAAGUUUCUACAAUUCGGGGAUCUUGGAGGAAUUCAUUAAAGAUGGAAAAAAAUAUGUGUUUAUUUCUAACAUAGAUAAUUUGGGUGCUACAGUGGACCUAAGUAUCCUAAACUUCCUGUUGAAUCCCGUAAAUGGUCCCGCCCCAGAGUUUGUGAUGGAAGUCACUGAUAAAACUCGGGCUGAUGUUAAGGGUGGUACACUUGUGGAAUAUGAAGGAAAACUGCGACUUUUAGAAAUUGCACAAGUACCGAAAGAACAUGUAGAUGAAUUCAAGAGUGUCAGUAAAUUUAAAAUUUUUAAUACAAACAACCUUUGGAUAAGCCUAGAAGCUAUGAAGAGAGUAGUUGAUGAGAAAACACUACAUAUGGAAAUCAUUGUCAACCCUAAGACACUUGAUAAUGGCCUCAAUGUGAUACAGCUGGAGACGGCUGUAGGGGCAGCCAUUAAAAGUUUUGAUGGAGCUUUAGGUAUUAAUGUACCUAGGCGACGAUUCUUGCCAGUCAAGACGACCUCUGACCUCCUGUUGGUAAUGAGUAACUUAUACAACAUGAGGACAGGUUCUUUGGAGAUGAAUCCUAAACGGAGCUUCCCUUCAGUCCCACUUGUCAAACUAGGAUCUCACUUCAGUAAGGUGAAAGAUUUCCUCUCAAGAUUCUCCAGCAUUCCAGACAUGUUAGAACUGGAUCAUCUCACGGUGUCUGGUGAUGUUACUUUUGGUAAAAAUGUCACUCUCAAGGGAACAGUGAUCAUCAUAGCCAAUCAUGGUGAGAGAAUCGACAUUCCCUCAGGAUCUGUGUUAGAAAACAAAAUUGUGUCAGGAAAUCUCCGAAUCCUGGAUCACUAGUCAUGUUGAUGCUGCUCUCUUAAGUUUUUAUCACAGCUAAGGAUUUCAGUUACUGCUUCCUAAACAGUUUAUCACAGCCAGGAGUUACAACACAAUGCCUGGAUGUCAAAAUACAACCACAGAUUUCAACAGUACAUAGGAUCCUGUAAUACCAACAGGGAUCCAAAAUAUGGAUUUUCUUGACCCUGGCAAUAGUUUAACACUGAAAUACGUAUACAUAUUAACCAUACAUAAUAAACAAAAUUUUUUGUUUUUUUUUUAUAUCAAAAAUCAUAUGUGGUUACUGAUUCUUUUGAGAACUAUGAAUUUACAAAACGGUAAAAAGUAAAACAAUUGAUGAUUCCAGUAGACAAUGGUGAUAGUAGUAGUCAUUGGAUGUAAAUCUAUUAUUUGAUUUUAUGUUCACAAAGCUAGUCUGCUAGUUAUAGUGAGGAUCUUCCUCAUGCAAUAGACACCCAAGAAAUACCAAUUUGUUGUGAUUUCAGUCCAAAUUUCCCUAUUGGGAUACAGCAUUUCCACAUAUUAUUAGUUCCGUUUAUUGGACUCGUGACUGAUUUUGUAUAUGUAUAUAUCUAACUGUUGUGUGUGAUUUGGCAUGCCAUAUUCUCUAGUACCUAAUGUAAAGUGCAGAUAGACUUAAACAGAUGAAAGAUUGGCUGAGUGCUAAUAGAGCAUGGAGAGUCUUGAGAAUAUGUAAGCAUAAUAAGGAGUGUUUUAUUGAAAGUCCCAUACGUGUCAAAACACUGUUGUUUAACUAUGCAGAGAAGGAAUGUUAUAGACUGACAAUGUAGCACUGGGAUGGGAGUGAUGAUGUGGUAGUUGAGAGACAGUGGGGAGUUAUGAUGAGGUAUUUUUUAUAACUGGAAUAUAAAAUGUGGUUAUAGAAUAUAACUAGUUGUUAUGAGGGUACUUGCUUGUUGCUGUUGCUUUUAUAAAUAUUGACCUCAGACAAUAUUGCCAGCGGCAUAUGUAAAACAAUAAAUGUCAAGGCAAGACAUUUAUGUAUAAUUACCUAUCUUUUAGAAUAUUGUUGUCAAAGAGAAUGAAUUGAUUUUAGUGUAUUGUUGCUAACUAUGAGUGUUAUAGAAUUUUAUACUUUAUGAGUACAUUUUACGAUGAAGAAAUUUCACAAGACCAAUUUGGGUCAAAAUAAGAGAAUUAACACAAGAUGGGUUACCAUCAAAGGGCAUUAUAGCACAAACCAUGGAGAAAGUUGCUGCCCAAUGAAUAUCUAUGUUGCCAUAACUGAAAGGAUUUUAAUUCUAAGAAAAUUUCACAUAAUACAACAUAUAGAAGAUUCAAUGUAGGGCAAAUGGUUAGCCGAAGUGUAACAGAGUUGGAAACAGCACUAGUUAGACAAAAUAAGCUAAUUUGGACCUGCUGACUUAUACAAUUAAUUCCCUGUUAACAAUGGACAGGGUUUUUCUUGGUAAUGAAAUCUUCUACUUUGAUUGAAUACAGCCACAAAGAAUGCUACGUUAGUGUUGUGGUUUCAAUUUCUCACGGGAUGUUUUUAUAGUGGUUAGGCACUUUUUCUGUGACAACCGUGUAUUAUUUUGAGUGCAUAAUUUUGCAUCUGUUGUUAAUUAAUAUGUUAAAUAUUUUGAUUAAAAACAUAAGUGCUAUAUUUAUGAUGUAGGAGACAUGUUUGUCAUAAUGGAUGGUUGUUGUUUAACUUAUAUAUGUAUAUAUGUACACAUAAGUAACGAAAAUUAACUUACCUGUGGACAGAAGAAUACAUUGACAAACUUCUGUGGAUAGUAUGAUGAACGUUUUAACUUGAUCCCUGAAAGAAAGUUGAGGAAUAUAGACCAGCUACCUCAUUCUAAUAAUGUCACAGUGAUGAACCAUCUAGUCACUUAUGUAUUGGUCAUAAGAGCUCAUAUGGAGUUUUAACUCCUUGUAUUUACAUGUUUAUUUUUUUUUCUUUAAAAUUCUAAUUAUCACUUUUUCUGAUUAAAGUCUGUAUAUUAUUUGGAUGAUAUUUUUUGUAAAAAUUUAUCGAUGUGAGUCCAAGUUUCAGCUGUGUAAGUGGAGGCAAGACUGUAAAUUAUCAGCACAUGUUAUCAAGAAAUACUGCCUCGAUUGAUCCAAUUAAUGGUGAAAUGCAUGUUUUUGUUCUGAAGUAGAAUCCAUUAGACUCUAUUGAAUGAAGUAUAAAACAUUUCUCAACUCA
Messenger RNA from Ylistrum balloti, 3770 nucleotides. RefSeq names its product UTP--glucose-1-phosphate uridylyltransferase-like. The record is from RefSeq and is a predicted model, not a curated record. The coding region runs from base 35 to 1594 and encodes 519 amino acids. Lineage: Eukaryota; Metazoa; Mollusca; Bivalvia; Pectinida; Pectinidae. Gene Ontology annotation, cellular component: cytoplasm. Gene Ontology annotation, molecular function: UTP:glucose-1-phosphate uridylyltransferase activity. The transcript has 14 exons. Gene Ontology annotation, biological process: glycogen metabolic process; UDP-alpha-D-glucose metabolic process.